Messenger RNA from Closterium sp. NIES-65, 4263 nucleotides. The record is from the annotation of a GenBank genome assembly. NCBI's taxonomy places the organism in Eukaryota, Viridiplantae, Streptophyta, Zygnematophyceae, Desmidiales, Closteriaceae.
AUGCCUCUCGAGACGACACUCGACGUCGUCCAUGCGACGUCGGCGUCGUCGCACGGGGAAGCGCGUGCUUCCUCGCGUCCUGGGCCGAAGGCUCCACGGGGACGAUGGCGGAUUGCCGUUGGUCUUUGGCGCGUCAUUGCCGCGGUGCCUCACGCGGUCUUGGCGGUGCUUCAGCGGGUGCGCGGGGGAAUGGCGAGCGGGAAGGCUCGGCGCGCAUUGACGAGGCGUGUGAUGCGGCAGAUGGUGGUGGUGCACGAGGAGGAGACGGAGGUGGUGCUGGAAGCAUUCUGCUCCUUCUUCUUCGUACGCCCGCCUCCCUCCCAUUCCUCCUCGCGCUGCGUGCACCGCCCCUACUCGCGCCCCGUUGACGGCGCCGGGUUCCUCGUUUCUGAUCGCCGCCUGCUAGCGGCAUACUUCGUGUGCCAGCCGCUGCGCGACGAGGCGGCCAUGAGUCUGGGCACGGGCGCGCUGCCAGGGCUCUUCCUCGCCUCGCUCGCCUCCACCGUCGCCGCUGCUCCGCUGUCGUCCGCACUACUCUCGCGCACGGACAUCAGCAAGGGGCAGGCCCUGCUGCUGCUGUACCGUUUCUUCUCGCUCUGCCUCCUCGGCUUCUUCUUCCUCUACCUCCUCGUGCCACCACCUGCCACUCUCCCUGCUCUGCCCACGCUACCCGACGAGCUGGUGGGGGAGGGAGGGCACGCAGUGCAGGCGGCAGUGUACCCCGAUGCUGCUGGCCAGCUCGCUGUCUUCGCUGACGUGUCUCUGCCCUUCCUCGCUGUCCGAGCCGGCCUCUUCCUCUUCGUGAGCCUCAUCCCCCACUCGCAGACUGCGUCCUCGUCUCUCCCCUUUCCUUCCUCAUCCCGCUCACAGGUGGCGCUGCUGAAUCUGUUCGCCAUAGCUGCCAUGUGGGCUCGCCUUGCCGAUGUCAUGACCACCGUCUGUCCCGACGCUGCUCCCCCUGAUCCAUCGGGCCACCGUGCCGUGCCAGUCAAGUCCAUCAUCACCCCCCGGCUUACCACCUUUUCACCGCUUCUUUCCUCCUGCUCCAACCACUGCUCGCGGUGUGUGCAGGCGGGGGCGCGUUUGUUCGGGUUCAUAGGCGCGGGUGCCACGUUCGGCCAGCUCGCAGGCUCGCUGCUCGCCUCCUCGCUCGCUGCUCUGGGGCCCUACCUGCUCAUCCUGUCAGCCGUGCUCAUGGAGGUGGCAGCGCGCUGCUCCACACUCAUAGACGACGGCUCCACGCUGCCCCACGGCAUGCACUCACACCCGACCGACUCUCCUGCGUGUACGCAUGGGGACAUGCCGGAGGAGGGGCACGGGCACGGAUGGUGCUCCCAUGCGCGCCCACGCAAGGGCAAGGGCGUGCCCUUGCUGAACCACACUGCCGUCGCCGUUGCUGCUCCUUCACCUCUCCGCCCGUCCGCCACCGCCCCCCUGUUCCUAUCCUCCUCCUCUUCCUCUGGGGCCCACUCUGCUUCUGGCUGCUCCUACUGCUCGCACCAACCUCUGUACCCCCCCACAGCCAUCGCUGCUGCGCCCUCCCCCUCUCCUCCCCUCCUUACUCCCGCAGCAGACACACCUUCCCAACCGCUCCUCACCCCUCCAGUCCCUACAAAAGCUGAUUUCUUCCCCUCCCCCUUCCUCCCCCUCCCCCCUCCGGCCCAACCCUCUCCGGUUCCCCCUUCCGCGCCCUGUCUGCUGCAUGCGCGCAUGGGAGAAAAUGAAGGGACAGAGAAGGGCGGAGGGGGCGGACUAGGGGCAUGUCGGUUGCAUGAGAGGGGGAUGGUGGGUGGAGGAGAGGAGGGGACGAAAGGUGGGGAAGCAAUGUGUAUUCGCCUUGGCUGUGUCUCUCAGGAUCAAGAGGCACCGUUUGAGUUCACGCAAAUGCUCCCUCACGCAGCCGGAGAGGAAAAGGCUGUAGAAUUCGGGGGGCCGAGGGUGAAGGGAGGAGGUGGGGGAGAGGGAAGGGAAGAAGAAGUGGCGUUGCAAGGCUCCAUACGGCGCCCAGAGGAGCAGUUGAAAGCGGGUGAUGGAUGGAGACGGGGAGGAGGGGUUGGGGAGGGAGGGAGUGGGGGGAGAGACGAUAGGGGGAGCCAGGAGGACGAUUGUGCAGGGGAGAGAAGGGCGGGUGCAGUGCUGCGGUCUGCUGUGUCCUGGCCCCAGAGCCUGGCAGAAGCUGCUGCCGCCGAGGGGCGAGGGGAGGAGGGAGCGUGUGCACGGAAUGGCGGGAAGGGGCAGAGGCGAGGAGGACGAGGAGUGGGGAAUACAGUGGGCAGAGAGUUUGAGUUGGAAAGAGCUGCGGAUAGCGUUGCAAGGUCUUCUGGGCUGGCUGAAGACAGAGGCAGGGAUGCAGCAGUGACGAUUGCAAGAGGAAAUGAUAGAGGUGCAGUGACAGGGGGAGCAGCAGGGGCAAUGAAAAUUGAGAGAGGGGAACUGGUUUGGAGGAGGCGGGGUGAACGAUUGGGUGGGCUGGGUACAGGGGAGGAGGAUGGGGUGGGGGAAAUGCUUGGUAGAGGGGAGAGUGGCAGUGGUCUGUCCAAUGUUGCUGUUUUUCGAAGCACAAGUGGUGGUGCGGCUGUGCCCAUUACAUUGGAUGCAGGAGUAUCUAUUGGGCUUGCAGUGCAACAGAAGCACCUGAAAGGCCUCCUGAAAGGGCACCUGGGAGGAGACACGGGGGUGCAGGCAGGAGGGCAAGCAGCACGAGAAGGGUACGGACUACUCAUGCACUCUAUGUCCACGCAGCAAGAGCAUGUGGACCGUGGUCAAGGCAGUGGCAAACGCUCCUCUCUGGCAGAGGGAGCAGUGGGAGCAGCAGCAACAGCAGCAGCAGCAGCAGCAGAGGCAGAAGCAGCCUUGGAUAUGGGCAAUUCCCCUAGCAAGCUGAAGCCGAGACCGCUGUGGCAGUGGCAGUGGGUGCGCUUGCAGGCUCUGUGGCAAGGGACAGGGAAACAGGAAAGAGCAGAGCAGGGUGGGCGAGGGGCAUGUGGAGGAGCAGCAGAUCGGGACUUGCGGCUGGCAGGAAAUGAGGGCCGUGGAGGUGGCGAGGAGAGUCGGCCAUUGCGGGCGUGCCACUCACUGCCGUGCAGAACAGCAGGUGGGGCAGAGGUGCAGAGAGGCGCAGGGGGGUGUGUGCAGGGAGGAGGGGGAAAGGGAAUGGGGGAUGCAGCUGUGUGCCACAGGUGCAUGGGUGCUGUGAGAGGGCAGAUGGGGGAGGCGAGAGGCGCAGGGGAAGCAGUGUUGCAGGAGGAAGGGAGAGGAGAAGCGUGUGAGGCGAUGGCACAAGGGUGGGCGGUACUUGCCGAGGGGCCAGGCAAGAAUGGCUUAUCCAGUGAUGGCUUGUCGGGCCUCCUGUGUGCACACUGUCAUUCCCAAGAACCCCCAGUAGCACCAGUACCAGCAGCGGCAGCAGCACUAGCACAGCGACAUGUUGAUUGGUGCGGGGCGGAUAGCAAUGGGCAGAGCAGUGCAGGGAAUGGUGGCGAUAUGGCUGAGCGGUGGUACCGUGUGGGAGGAGAGCGCGGACCAGGGGCAGCAAUGCCUGCAAGCCAUGGUGGCCUUGGAUGCAGGGGCAGCAGCGCGGGCAGGGCGAGCAGCAGGGGCACACGGCAGAGUGGGGGGUUGAGGGAGGUGGUGGCAGGAGUGAGGCUGGUGCUGUCAUCAUCGUACCUGCUGCAUGUGUGCGCCUUCCUCAUGCUCACGGCUGUCGUCUCCUCCUUCUUCUACUUCGAGAGGUCGUCAGUGGUGGCGACAUCGGUGGUGGAUCCAGUGCAGCGGCGCAAGGCCAUAGCCAACAUCAACUCGCUCUCUGCUGUCGCCACAGUCGUCUUCCAGCUCACUCUCACGGGUCGCCUGCUGACAACGUUUGGGGUGGCAGCAGCGCUGGCAGCAUCGCCAGUGGCAGCACUGAUAGGCAUGGCGGCCAUUGCAUGGCAUCCCACACCCCUUGUAGUCGCUGGCUCUGAAGCCCUGCGCAAGGUGGUGACAUAUGUGUUGACACGGCCCAGUCGGGAGAUUCUGUUCACCGUGGUGACACGCGAGGAGAAGUACAAGGCCAAGGUCACAAUAGACACGGUGGUGCAGCGCCUGGGCGAUGCAGCAGCAGCGGGCUUCUUUCGCCUGCUGGGAGGGGUGUUCCUCCUGGGGCCCUCUGGCGUUGCCACCUACACUGUGCCGGUAACUGCCCCUCGCCACCUCACUCACUCUCCCCUCCCUCCUGCUCCCCCUCUCCCUCUCGCCCAUCCCACCUCCAUACCCGGAGCCUGA